GAGGAGACGUGGACUUUUCGGCACUUGUCGUGAUUCGACAGGGAGGCGAACAUGGGUCGACGGUGGCCGUUGUCGGGGCCCCCGACCGUAGGAAGCGGCGGUGGAGGACGGCCGAGACGAGCGUGCCUGAUACUGGCACUGGUCUGCUGCUCGCCGGUGCUCGUCCCCCUCGCUUGUUUCUCCGUCCCCUUUCUCUGCAUCGCUGGCCUCUGCCUCCGGGGCGGGCGACGCUGGGGGCGGCGGAAAACGCCUGGAUUCAAGGAAGGUGGCGUUCCGGCGCCGGAGCUGGCGAAGGAAGGACGACUGCUGCCCCGAUACUUGGAGGACCAACUGCGACUGGUUUCAGAUGUUUAUGCGGUCGACGACGAUGUCAAACCGCACGCCUCGUCCUCUUUAUCAGGAUUCGGAUUGGGGCAUUAAACAUUUAAACUGUAAAUCUGUAGUCCACUUCGAUUUUUUUUCUCUGAGUUGUUUUCUUUUUAUGAUAAAAAAAACACACGAGGAAGGAUUGAUGAUGAUUAUAAUGUG
Messenger RNA from Zingiber officinale, 528 nucleotides. RefSeq lists its product as uncharacterized. Lineage: Eukaryota; Viridiplantae; Streptophyta; Magnoliopsida; Zingiberales; Zingiberaceae. The coding region runs from base 52 to 420 and encodes 122 amino acids. The transcript has a single exon. The record is from RefSeq and is a predicted model, not a curated record.